Messenger RNA from Cucurbitaria berberidis CBS 394.84, 1989 nucleotides. RefSeq names its product eukaryotic translation initiation factor SUI1 family protein. Gene Ontology annotation, biological process: formation of translation preinitiation complex; translational initiation. Gene Ontology annotation, molecular function: translation initiation factor activity. The transcript has 2 exons. The coding region runs from base 1 to 1989 and encodes 662 amino acids. The record is from RefSeq and is a predicted model, not a curated record. NCBI's taxonomy places the organism in Eukaryota, Fungi, Ascomycota, Dothideomycetes, Pleosporales, Cucurbitariaceae.
AUGUUCAAGAAGAAGCCAAAUGUCCGCCAUCCCUAUUCUUCGUGCCUGGCAAAAGCUAACGCGCCCCAGAUCAAGCCUCUCUCGCCGCUCAAGUCUAGCGACCGCCGCCGGACCGCCGACCAGAUCAUCGCAGACUUUGGCAUUGACGUGCCCAUAGACUCGACCCUCAGCCCCGAAGACAAGACAGCUUCCACGGCCGGCCUCACUACUCUACGCAAAUCGCUCCUCCCCGAAAAUGCCCUCUCUGCGCGCUUCACAACUACCACCGGGCCCGAUCUCAAGCAGGUCUCGGGCACCGUCUACGUAGGCAGUCAUGAAGGCACAGGCGGCCACCAGAGAGUGCUAUGGGUCAAGGUUGCCGACAAGAUGUAUCCGACAGUCUACACCCUCUGGCACAACCCGCGCAUCGUGCCCCUCCUCUACACGCCCCUCUUCGUCGUCGAGAAGUUGCAGGGCGGCGCCGACCUCAUGACGCCUGGCCUGCAGCGAGGUCCGCCGUUUCCCAAGAAAGCCACAAAAGGUGCCAUUGUCGCCAUCGCAAGCCUCGAGUCCCCCACCGUCCCCAUGGCCGUCGGCACCUGCGACAUCGACGUCAGCGCUCUAGACAAAGUACAGGGUGUUAAAGGGCAAGCCGUGUCGACCUUUCACUGGGCAGGGGAUGAGCUAUGGUCGUGGACUUCCACAAGUCAACCGGGCAGUGAACCUCCAAAUAACAUCGAGGGAUGGGAUGACGACAAGGAAGACGAUGAGACAGGCCUCGCUGAGCGCACAGCUGCUGUAGAUUUGAACAAUAAAGAGGGUGCAGCAGUCCCCGACGCUGACCCCGCGGAAAGGUCAGAAGCAGAACAGGCACAGGGCGUCCAAGGGGAAGAUGCGCCAGCGAACAAUGAAUUUGUCGACUUUAUCGACGACAAGGAGCUGACCACCAAGGAAAUCGACGAUGCCUUCAAGGACGCAUUCUUGUUUGGUGUACGCCAUCACAUGGACCACAACAAAGGCCAACCCGCCUACGGCCUUGACUUCCCCCUCUCCCAAUCACGCGUCAUGUCUCAGCUCGUCCAGCCCUUCCUUCCCACCUAUACCCCUGCCCGAACUGCCUCGCUUCAGAUCAAAAAGACAAGUUGGAAGAACAUCAGAAAGUUUAUCAAACACUUGGACAAGCAGUCGAUAGUCAAGUCUAAAGACCGUGACGCUCACGAAACCGUCAUCCUAGAAAUCGACUUCACGGACCGGCAGAUCGGAGCAUUUGUACCCUACCGGCUGCCAAAGAAGGAUGCCCCAACCGCUGCGAGCGCAAAUGGCCAGCUAUCAGCGCCUCUAGCCUCCGAGUCCUCGGUCGGUCAAAAGCUCAAAUUGGUCUCGUUAUUACGGCCAAAAGAAAAGCUAGCGCCCAUCUUCCACGCCUCCAAGGCAGACCCGCGCGGCCUUUAUACACCGGCGGAGCUUAAGCAGGUCCUAAUCGCGUACGUUGAGGCGGAGAACUUGGUCGACCCCAGAAACAAGCGUCUCAUCCGCAUCAACCCUCAGAUCGCAGACGCUCUCCUUGGAUCCUCGGCGGCAGACCAUGCUGCACUAUCAUCCGGCACCAUGGCUCGAGACGCAUUGGCUGAACGCAUGGUCGCAGCUUCCUCGCCAUUCCACGCCAUCCUCCGCAACGACGCCGACAUUGCCGACACCAAGCCAAAGGCUGGGGCACCACCGAGGAUUCAGAUCACACUCGAGACGCGUAGUGGCAAUAAGACGGUGUCCAAAGUCCACGGCUUGGAGGCCUAUUACAUCGCGCCACAGCCGCUUGCUGAUGAGUUGAGGAAGACAUGUGCUGGCAGUACUAGCGUUGACAAAUUGCAAGGCUCGAGUCCAAAGGCGCCCGUCAUGGAAGUCAUGGUUCAAGGACCGCAGAAGGAUGCUAUACUAAAGGCGCUCGAGAAGCGAGGUGUGAACAAGAAUUGGGUGGAGUUUGUGGACAAGACCAAAGGCAAGAAGAAAUAA